GUUAUAGAUUAAUACAGUCGUCGUGAUGGCUUCACUGGCGUUGCUACAAUGAAACUACAAUAUUCUGAAAAUAUCACAACACAUCAAUAAGGAGAUGACUCACAGCAAAGUUGUAAUAUUUAUAGUUUUUGUUGUAGUGCGUUUCCAGAUGGCAUCACUAGUCUCUCACUCUCUUAAGCACAUCUCCAUUGGAGUCACACCAGGGAUCAGUUUCCCUGAGUACACGCUUGUGGGUUUGAUGGAUGGAGAGCCGUUUGUGUACUAUGACAGUAACAUCAGACAGAUGGUUCCUAAGGCAGAGUGGAUAGAGGAGAACGAGGGUACAGACUACUGGAGCAGAGAGACCCAGAUUCAGAGGGAUUUUCAGGAGAUCUUCAGGACCAGUGUGGCUGUUCUAAUGCGCCGCUAUAACCAGACUACAGGAGUCCACACAUUCCAGUCCGUGAUUGGCUGUGAAUUGGAUGAUGAUGGCACCAAACGAGGCUAUCUACGGCAUGGCUAUGAUGGAGAAGACUUCAUCAGUCUGGAUCUAAAUACCAUCACCUGGACCGCAGCCAAUGCUAAAGCCAUUAUUACCAAGCAGAAGUGGGAGGUAACACCACUACUGGCAAAUUUCUGGAAGAGGUACCUGGACAUCACCUGUAUCGAGUGGAUAAAGAAGUACAUAGGAUAUGGCAGAGCCACCCUGGAGAGAAAAGUUCCUCCUGAGGUGAUCCUGUUCCAGAAGGACUCCACUUCUCCAGUGGUGUGUCAUGCUACAGGUUUCUUCCCCAAAGAAGUGAUGAUCUCCUGGCAGAAGAAUGGAGUGGACCUGCAUGAGAACAUGGAGCUCAGAGAGACAUCACCCAACCAGAAUGGAACCUUCCAGAAGAGAAGCGUUCUGACAGUCUCACCUGAGGAGCUGGACAAGAAUGAGUACACCUGUGUAGUUCAGCACAGUGGACUGGAGAAGGACUUAGUGCUGAGAGUGGCUGAUCGCAGAGUCCUGAACACAGGCGGAGCUUUGGUUGGUGUCAUUGUUGGUAUACUUGUGGCUGUUCUUCUGGUCCUCAUUGGUGUUGGAUUCUUCAUCUGGAGGAAGAGGAAUGAGAAGUCAUCUGACUUCAGACCUGUUGCACGCUCUGAUGGAGAAUCAUCAUCCACCAGCUCAGAUGAAGGCCAACCAGCUAAAUGCUGAGAGGAGAGAGACAGUGGAAGAGAGUGAUGGUAGAAGAAUACAGAGGAGGGGAUGAUCUGAAGAGAUCAGUCAAACAGCACUUACAUUACACACACGUCUGCAGAUAUUGCCUUUCCUUCAGCUCUGUAGUUCUCCAAUCAUAAUCACUCCUGUCACAUGAGGGGAAACUUGGGUUUAAAAGUGCUGAUCAGAUUUUGUUUCUGAAACUGUAUCUGUGUAUAAAGGGAUUAAUGGAGAUUAUUACGAUUGUAUUUGAAUUCUGGUGGUUUGGUCGUUUCUCUCUGAGCACUGCUGUAAUGUUUUAUGUUUCAUACUCAGGACUGUUAUCCUGCUGUGGAGAAAGAAAGAUUCUUAAUAGGGAAACUCUUAGUGAUGGUACAAUGUCAGGCCUUUUAAAUAGUUUCUGGUUUCCAUAGCGUGAAAUUAUUAAACAUGCAGAAUAAAAUUUAAUUAAGUCUUCUAUAUCUUUCUGUAAGUCUUCUGUAACUGUCUCGGGACAGUGAUUUUAUUUUAUUGAAGUUCAGCAGAGCUUUCUACAGCCAUCCUGAAAGUCAGAGUCUCACUUUAAUUUGAUUAGUUUCACUUCAAACCAUUUGGGCAUAUUGGGUUACCAUGGAGACUGAGGAGAAACAGUCUGCACAGUCUGUCAUAGUAAUUCAUGGUCAUUCCCAUAUACAGAACUGGAGCUUCUCAUCAGUAGUAGUGAACAGACCCACAGUUUAUCAAACAUCACUGAUUUAUUUAGCACAGUGCAUCAGACAUCACUGAUUUAUUUAGCUAAAAGCUACAAGGGAAAAAUCUCAACAUGGUGGAGACACUGGACCAAAACCACAUGAUAUAGAACAGCUUCUGUGUUUCAGCAUGGUUAUGUAUGACACACUGUUUUCAUUUAUUAAUAACAUUCAGUUUCUCAGUGCCUUUUUCAUCUUUUGAUGGUAAUGUAUCGCUUUUGAAUUGAAAUUGGGUCAUUCAAAUUUCACUAACAGAUUUUACAAACCUAAAUCAAUUAAUGUAAUGAAGAGCUGUUUCACACUUCCAUGUAGUUUAAUAUGCCUGAUUAUUAA
Messenger RNA from Electrophorus electricus (electric eel), 2241 nucleotides. NCBI's taxonomy places the organism in Eukaryota, Metazoa, Chordata, Actinopteri, Gymnotiformes, Gymnotidae. The record is from RefSeq and is a predicted model, not a curated record.